AUGCUCGAAGUACACAAAAUUGAAUCCCACAUAAAGCUUUUACUGGCUCACUUUGCUUUCCUUGCGCCGUUAGUGUGGCUCUUGUCCUUGAUAUCAGCACUCCUUGCCCCAGCCAAAAUCGCUCUGGAUCAACACAAAUCCCAAGCUGAGUCCGUCCACACCCCGUCGCUCUUUCCCUCCAUCAGCAACGUCUCCAUAGAGAGCGACGAGGAGGAAGAGGCCUCCAGAGCCCACCCGAUCCCGUGUAGCACAGGCAUCACCACCCGUCUUUUGCCCUUCAAGAACAGCAAGGGUGAGAUCGAGUGGGCCUUCACGGAGGACCUUCCUCCUGGACUGGAGCUCGAAGCGUUCCGUAUCCACCAUGAGCCUUCCACGGUUAAGAAAGAAGACAACAUCUUGUCCCCAGUGACCUCCUCCUCCUCCAGCAAUAACGAGUCCGUUGUUUACGACAAGCAGUCCGUGGCACAGGUGAACACUCCUCUGUCGACUGCGCUGGACGAUGACAAGACCUCUGGCAAAGAAGAUGAAGGUGCCGGCGAAUCCGCCGAUGACCAACUCCACCAGUGUCCGCACUGUAACACCCUGUUCAAGAUGCGUGGCUAUUUGACCCGUCAUAUGAAGAAGCACGCUUCCGAAAAGGCUUACAAAUGCCCCUUCCACAAAUCCUCCAUCUACAAAGACGACAACGAUGUGGUGCACAAGUGCCACCCCACCGGCGGCUUCUCUCGUCGUGAUACCUACAAGACGCAUUUGAAGUCUCGCCACUUCAAGUACCCGGAGAACACCCCUAUCAAGGCCCGGAACUCAUCCGCGGGUAACUGCUCCAUGUGCGGUGAGUGGUUUGAAAACGGUGAGGUCUGGUGUGAAAUCCACAUCGAAGGUGGCGAGUGCAAGUACCUCCCUCCAGGUUUCAAAGGCAAGUCUCGUAUAAAGAACAGACUCAAGAAGGAGCUUGCAAAAAUGAUGAGAGAACAGCGCCGUACGAAGCAAAGAAAAACAAAGCUCCCAGUGCAGAACACGCAGUCACCCAUCAUGGGCACUCCAAACUCCAUGACCACCCCGAUGCCACCAACAGCGUCGUCUUGUGAAUACAACGACUCACCCUCUUCUACACUGAGCCACUUGAUGCAACACCCAGGCCAGCACAAGCACGAACUGCCUGCCGUAGAGAUGGUUCCUCAAGGCAUCACACUCGGCGAUGUCCCAGCACUUUCUCCUGAUGAUUACGAUGAUGGCUUCUGUCUCGACACAGAACAGUUAAGCGUCCCUAUUCCUACACCUGAGAUGCUACUUCAGCAAAGUAUGGUGCCAUCAAUGCCCAUGAGUUCCCAGCUGAUGCCUCAGCAAUUCCCUCCACAAAUGUCUCAGCAAAUGCCUCAGCAAAUGCCUCAACAGGUGUUUGAGCAGCAGCAGCCACAGAAGUUCUACCAGCAACAAAUUCCAGCGCACAUCCGUACGCAGAUGCAAAUGCAGAUGCCGAUGGGCUUCCAUGGUGACGAGACGAUGAUUAGAGAGAAGGGAUACUAA
Messenger RNA from Candidozyma duobushaemuli, 1527 nucleotides. It is a transcript of the gene STP2, whose product is annotated as Stp2p. The record is from RefSeq and is a predicted model, not a curated record. Lineage: Eukaryota; Fungi; Ascomycota; Pichiomycetes; Serinales; Metschnikowiaceae. The transcript has a single exon. Gene Ontology annotation, molecular function: RNA polymerase II cis-regulatory region sequence-specific DNA binding; DNA-binding transcription factor activity, RNA polymerase II-specific. The coding region runs from base 1 to 1527 and encodes 508 amino acids. Gene Ontology annotation, biological process: regulation of transcription by RNA polymerase II. Gene Ontology annotation, cellular component: nucleus.